AUGGAAGAAAAUAAAUUCGAAGACGAAAACACUUCUGAAGAAAAUUCUGGAAACCCUGAAAUCCCCAAAGACAUAGUCGGUGAAGAAAAAGAUCUGUUUAAUAAUGGUACUGUCUUUAAAACUAUCACAAAAGUUGGCUUUGGCUACGACACCAUUGAAUAUAAAGAUGACAUAACCAUUGAUAUCACUGUCCGUCAAGAAGGAGCAACUGUAUUUCAAGAGCCAAACCUGAAGCUUGUAAUAGUCCCUGAAAGCGUACCUGAAGCCCUCAUAGAAAUCCUCAAAACAAUGAAGCUCAAAGAAGAAGCGCAGCUAAAAAUCCAUAAUAAAUAUUUUCGUGACAAUUUCGAAAGGUUUAUGCCAAACCCAGUGACUGAUGCUGAUUUUUUAGUCGACAUAAAAAUUAUUGAUAUGAGAAAAGCAGAAGAUAUGUACCUUGAUGGUAGUUUUUAUAAGAGAACUAUAGAAGAAGGGGCAGGAAAAGAUCUGCCCAAUACAAAUGCACAUGUGAGGGUUUUAUAUAAAUUAGAUAUAGAAGGAGAAACUGUACUGACAAAUUUUGACCAAGAGCCUCUAGAGAUCAUUAUGGAUGAAGACGAGGUGCCUUCGCUAUGGACGCAUUGCUUGAGGCAGAUGAAAGAAGGAGACUUGGUCAAGGUCGAAUGCAAUUUGAUGGGACUACAUGCAAAUUAUCUCAACGAUGGCCUGGAUAAGAAAUAUAAUUUUGAUACCUACGCAAAAGAAAACCAACAUUCUGCAGAAUUUUAUAUAAAACUCGUAUCGUUUCAAAUGGGAAGAACAAACUAUAACAUGACUACACAAGACAGAGCUGAUGAAGCAUUGAGAAUUAAAGAAGCUGGAAACAAGCUUUUUAAGGUUGGCAGAUAUGACCGCGCAGUUGAAAAAUAUGAAGCUGCAAAUACCACAAUAGACCCCAUAACUGAUGAUCCACACAAAUUUAGACCUGUAUUUUUUAUUUAGAUAAGGAACGCUCUAUUAGGAAAUAUCACCCUUUGCAAUUUGAAACUGGAAAGGUGGCAUGAGGCUGCAGUUGACGCAAAUAAAAUUCUUGAUAUGAAUCCAGCAGAUGUUAAAGCGUUAUAUAGAAGAGGCUUAGCUAGAAAAGAGCUGGAGAAUCUUGAAGGAGCUUUAGAAGACUUUAAAGAAGCCAAAAGAGUUAGCCAGGAAAAAGGGGAUAAAGAGAUGGGGGUAACGGUAGAAAAUGAGAUUAAAAGGAUUAAAGCAAUUAUGAAGAAAAGCUAUAGCCGUGAAAAAGAAAUUUACAAAAAUCUUUUUAAAUAA
Blepharisma stoltei is the source of this 1302-nucleotide messenger RNA. The record is from the annotation of a GenBank genome assembly. NCBI's taxonomy places the organism in Eukaryota, Ciliophora, Heterotrichea, Heterotrichida, Blepharismidae.